Messenger RNA from Aspergillus mulundensis, 600 nucleotides. RefSeq names its product DUF4452 domain-containing protein. The record is from RefSeq and is a predicted model, not a curated record. NCBI's taxonomy places the organism in Eukaryota, Fungi, Ascomycota, Eurotiomycetes, Eurotiales, Aspergillaceae. The transcript has 2 exons. Bases 1 to 600 code for a protein of 199 amino acids.
AUGUCGACCUUCUUCUACGGACAGCACCAACAGCACCACCAAGCCCCUCACCAUGGCGCCACCGCUCACCUGCAAACGUCAAAUAACCACCAUGGUGGCCGCUCCCGACGAGGCCCUAAGAUGGCAGCUCAGAACGCUCAACGUCAGUUCCGUGGUGUCAAGAGUAUGAGGGAGCUGGCCGAGGCUCCCUCGGUCACUGCUUUCCGUGCCCGCUUUGAAGCUGGACGGUCUUUUGACCUGGACGACGACCUGGAGUUCUGUCCAGGUCUCCUGACGGAGGACGACCUGCACUCAAUCCACUCUGCUUCUUCGGACCGUUCAUCUCUCUCUAGCGGCUCGCCCGACACAUCGCCGAUCCAGCAUCAAAUUCAGCCCGUUCAGCAGGUUACGCCGUCGAUUUCCUUGUCUCCCGCUUCUUCCACUACGUACCUCCACUCGGGGGUCACCGGUAAUUAUAAUCAAGCGAGCUUCCAGCAACCCUCGGCUGCUCGCGCCCGCAAAGUCAUUCCAAUCAUCAACCCCAACACCGGGAUGACCAUGACCAGCCCGCCCACUUCGAUCUCUCCGGCACAGAUGCAGAACGCUCAGCGUCGGUGGUAA